GUUUACAAAGUUCUGAAAAUUCACAUAGCAUUUAUUGGCUUAGAAAUUUGGUCCGAUGCAGACAAGAUUGAGAUCAACGAAGCAGCAGGUGUCACUUUGGACCGCUUUGCGAAGUGGAGAGAGUCUGUUUUGAAGAUGCGCAAAAAUAAUGAUAUUGCUGAGUUACUCACGGGUAUUGACUUCACCGGACCAACUGUAGGAUUGGCUUUCAUCAGUACUAUGUGCAGUCCUUCGUUUUCUACAGCAAUUAUUCAGGAUCACGGAAGCAAUCCACUUGUUACUGCUUCAACAAUGGCCCAUGAGAUGGGUCAUAUUUUUGGCAUGGAGCAUGACUCAGAUAAGUGUACUUGCAAGAGUGGCAGAUGCAUUAUGGGUGCCCAGCAAAGCUAUACCCCUCCCCAGGAGUUCAGUUCUUGCAGUUUACAGGAGUUUCAGAAUUUUAUCUUGAAGAAAAGCCCACAAUGCCUCCUCAACAAACCCACCGGGAAAGAUAUAAUUUCACCUGCAAUUUGUGGGAAUGACUUCGUGGAGGAGGGAGAGGAAUGUGACUGUGGUUCUCCAGAGGAAUGUAAAAAUGAUUGCUGCGACGCUGCAACUUGUAAACUGAAACCUGGAGCAAAGUGUGCAGAUGGAGAAUGUUGUGAGAAAUGCCAGUUUAAGGAAGGAGGAACAGUAUGCCGAACAAAAAAGCAUGACUGUGAUUUGCCUGAACUGUGCACUGGCCAGUCUGCCCAGUGUCCCUUGGAUCGCUUCAGUGUGAAUGGAGGCCCAUGCCAAAACAACCAAGGUUACUGCUACAUGGGGAAGUGUCCCACCUUGGCAAACCAAUGUAUUGCUCUCUGGGGGCCAAAUGGAAAAGUUGGUCCAGAUUCAUGUUUUGCGGUCAACAGGAAAGGGGUUUAUUACGGCCACUGCAGAAAAGUAAAUGAUAACUACAUUCCAUGUAAACCAAAGGCUCUAAAAUGUGGCAAGCUAUAUUGCACAGGUGGUACCCAUAUGCCCGCAGAUGGAAACCUGGUGGCUUUUCCCAUAUGCAAAGGCAGUUUUGCAAUAGGAAAUGAAAUAGAGGUUGGACAGGUUCAUCCUGGAACAAAAUGUGGAGAAGGAAUGGUCUGCAAAGACGGGGAGUGUGUUCAGAUAGAAACAGCCUACAGAUCUACUAACUGUUCACAGAAAUGCCCAGGACACUCUGUAUGUGACCAUGAACUGCAGUGCCAGUGCCAAGAAGGAACAACACCGCCUUACUGUGACCCUACAGGAAAUAAAAAUAUUAUCAUCAUCAUUGUUGUAACUGUGGUAUUAGUCUCAGUAGCCAUGGCCAUCCUCUUUGCAGUUCUCUUCCGCUGCUACAUUUUAAAGAAGAAACAAGGAGACAGCAGCAUUCACAAAAGUGCACCUGCAGCCACAAAUCCUUCUUUGUCUGGUCCAGAUCACAAGUGGAAACAGCAUCUUGGUCCAGUGUCCAAGGAUCCAGGGAUAAAUUCUUCCAGAUUUCUCCUCCCAAUUCCAUCCCAAUCAAAUACACCAGAAGUCCAUGUUAAAAUCCCAGAUGAACCAUUAAGACACAAAUAUGAAAAUGCCAGAAUGCCCAUUGUGAAACCAAAUAUCCCUCCACCUCCUGUUCCAAACAUAUAUCCAGCUAUGACAAAAAGAAUAAAUCCAGCUCCUUCUUCUCACCUUCAGUCUGAACCAGCUCCUCCUCCCCCUCCACCCCAGGCGCUGAAACCCACUAAAUAAUCUGAGGGUAUGAAACAAAACAAAAAUCAGAAACAAUGAAAAUUCUCUGAUUUCAAAGAAAACCUUUUCCAUUUUCUCAGUUUCCAUAUCUGCAAAGGACAACUGAAUGGUGAUUUCCUUCCACAAGUCUAAUGCUUCCUCUGCAGUGGGGAAAUUCUUUUUAACUGUAGUAAGAAUGGGAACUGAUAGGAAUAUCUUCAGAGUUCUUCCAUUAUAUCCUUGGAUAUCAAAUAGGGAGAUCCUAGUACAGUUGGGAUGAUUUUGUGAAUUGUGAACUGAGCCAAAAGAUGCAUAGAAGAAAAAAAAAUGCCUCCAUAGGAGAUUUAAACACCCAUCACUGCCAACUGUGGACCAAAUCAAAACUAAGGAAAUAUUUUUUUGAUGCUUGAAGCAAGUGGAAACAGAAACUGUCCUGCCUACUGAAUUUAUCACUUUAUUCUCUUGGAUUACAAAAUGACUGAGUCUUGCAUGAUGCCACCAGAUUCUUUGACAUAAGCAAAGGCUGAUCUCUUUGAACCUUCUCUCUACCUGUGCAAACAAAGAAGCAGAGAUGAGACUCAAGAACUCCAGUGCCUAUGGUUUAUUGCUCAAGGAUUUUUCAAUGUAUUCUGCCAACUUUUUCCACCAGAUUCUGCUCCUAUUUCCUAAGGCUACAUGUAAUCUUUAGCUUAAUUUAAAAAGCCAUGGAUACCCCUGAGUAUAACUCUAAAGGAGUUGCUGUAAUCUGCAAUAGGCUUUCAUGCUGUCAAAAGCUUCUUCUACUGAUUUUUGCAGAUCAACCUUCUCAUAAAGGGAGUCAUGAACCAUCUUUAGGAAAAGAACCAAGCAAGGACCCAAUCAUUAAACAUUGAGCCACAUAUGUUCUUGAGUAUUUAAAAAGAAAGUGACAGAGAUAGAGACAGACAUAGACAUGAAGAUCUGAUAAAUCUAAAUGGUAGGAGGAAUUCAUUAUUAGCAUUUGAAUAGGCUGAGAUCUCCUUGGAGGUCAUUUUAAGUACUUUCUUUUUGUUACAUUACAAUUAAAAGAAACUUAAGUGUUUAGAUCUUUCAAGGAUAACAUUUUCAUUAAGCAGCCAAGUAGUUCAUGGGUUAAAAUGAUGGGAAAGGUUAGGAGGCAGGAUUGCAUAAAGCAAUACAAUGUUCUUUUUUAAAAAUGUGCUACUGUUUUAAAAAGUCAGUUGUGAGACUUAGGCAAAUAUCGGGAUAGAUGCAAUAGGAGCCAAAAAUGAAGUGUGAUUUGAAAAAAAGGAACAGAAUCAAAAGUAUAUACGGUAAUUUUGUUGAAUUUUGGGGGGUAUUUUUUAGUUGUGUUUUAAGUAAGGCCACUUCUGAAAUCCUCCACAUCUAAUUUUUUUGCUGAGUUUGUAAGCUUUUGAAUGACUGAUCCUGUCUGUGAUUUUCCAUUGUAUUUUUGUGUGGAAGAGGAAGUGACACUGUUUGCUCAGUUUUCGCUCCAUUCAUAUUUUUCCCACCCCCCUUCAUUUUGCACAUGAAAAAGAACACUGCAAAAAGAAAGCGAACUUGAUACAUUUCUCCACAUCCAUCCACAUGAUUUUAUAUCUUGUUCUGCCUAUUGCAAGAAACACCCAAAAUUGGAAGGAAUUAUGAUGCACCUUCUUGGAGUACCACAAAGCUACUAUUUUGCAGUGCUUUUUACUGUUCAUUUUGCUCAACAGGGGGUGCAAAGGAAUCAAAGAAACUGAGGCAACCUGUACAUGUUUAGGAAAUGUCAGUUGAAUUGAAAUUUGAGAGGAAUGACAUGGAGAGCUGCCUUGAUUGUUGCAAUUGGUGACUUAUAUUUCUCAGUAUGCUUACAGGAUUUCUAACACACUACAAAGAAGCAGAAGCUGAGAAAAAUAAUGUCAACUAAAUGAAUCAAAGACGGGAUGCACCUGUCUCUCAGUCUAAGUUGUAUAUACUUUGCACAUAUGGAAGACAUGACUGGGACAGCAUAAACCUGUGAUUUGAAUUUUCAACUUGAAGGCAAUUGAAUCAACUUUCCAACCAGAAUACCAGAAUAACAGAGUUGGAAGGGAUCUUGGAGGCCUUCUAGUCCAAACCCCUGCUUAAGCAAGAAAUGCUAUACCAUUCGAGGCAAUGGUUGUCCAAUCUCUUCUUAAAAACCUCCAAUGUUGGAGCACCCACAACUUUUGGAGGCAAGUUCUUCUACUGUUUAAUUGUCAGUUGGAUCUCUCCUUGAUUAGUUUCCAUCCAUUGCUUCUUGUCCUGCUUUCAGUGGCUUUGGAGAAUGAAUUUACCCCCUCUUCUCUGUGACAGUCUCUUAAAUAUCAUAUCACUCCUAGUUCUUCUUUUCAUUAAAUCUGAAUCAGAUUCAGACCAGAAUCUGAAAGUCAAGAAAAACUGAACAGUUUAAUUGAAUCUGGCACUUGCAAAAUGAUUUGAACAUGUAAAAAGCUUUUACAUACUUAAAAAGUCCCCUUUCCCCUAUUGAUUCUGAAAAAAAUGUAAUUGAUCUUCUGAAUUGAAUUGAAAUUAGAUUUCAAGAUGUUUUAAAAAUAGCCUUCGGGUCUGAGUAGCAUCUCAUGUUUUGUCAAAUAAAGUUAUGUCAUCUUCAGAAAGACAAUAAAUUACAAUUACAACUAAUUACAAUUUACAACAUACUGUACAUAGCUUUCUAAGUUAGCACCUUCAAAGUAGUCAGAUAGAUUUGACAAUAUUAGAAUUUUCUAAGCAGCACAACCAUUGAUCAAGAUUUAAAAAGGCAUGGAGAGGCAAGCACUUGGCAUGAAAGCCAACAUUUCCUGAUGAACAAAAGAAACAAAUGGGCAUUUGUGAAGUGAGUGGGACGUUGUUCUCCACUACAUGUCCUCUGCACCAGAAAUAGCCCAGUUUAACAUGUGGAAAUCUCCAUAAAAUGUGCCUUAUCUGUACUGAUUGUACCUGUUCCAUCACUUCUCUUCCAGUGGCAUUAUUUUAUUCUAGAGGAGGUGUGGGCAGGCUCUUUAAAUGUCAAAUGUAUUUUUUUU
Thamnophis sirtalis is the source of this 4724-nucleotide messenger RNA. Lineage: Eukaryota; Metazoa; Chordata; Lepidosauria; Squamata; Natricidae. The record is from RefSeq and is a predicted model, not a curated record.